This is a messenger RNA of Vitis riparia (riverbank grape), 1604 nucleotides long. RefSeq names its product UDP-N-acetylglucosamine transporter ROCK1. The transcript is spliced from 7 exons. Gene Ontology annotation, cellular component: Golgi membrane. Gene Ontology annotation, biological process: pyrimidine nucleotide-sugar transmembrane transport. Lineage: Eukaryota; Viridiplantae; Streptophyta; Magnoliopsida; Vitales; Vitaceae. The record is from RefSeq and is a predicted model, not a curated record. The coding region runs from base 367 to 1350 and encodes 327 amino acids. Gene Ontology annotation, molecular function: pyrimidine nucleotide-sugar transmembrane transporter activity.
CAUGCCGUUGAAAAAUCUCGAGGUGCGAACCACGGAUUCAGAUCUGGCGUCAUUCGGUAAUGUCCAUCUUAUUCGCUUGCUUUUUCUCCGCUUUCGGCAGCUCACUGCAGCACAGCCAGUCUCCAAAAACGCCGUCAUCAUUGUUAACCCCUUUCCGUCUAAUACAACUUUAAUAAACGACGCCGUUUCUAGCUUCCCUCGCAACCAAAAAAAGAAAGAAAAGGAAAAAUCCCUCAAAAUCCGUACAAUAUAUUGGCUGCUACAGAAAACGUGUCUUUCCCUGUAAUCUACGCCAAAUCAGACAGCGAAGAAAGAGGAGGAAGGGGAAGAAGAAGGAGGGACCGGGUCUCUCUCUAGUCGCCAUUAAUGGCGACAAAGAAGCGUGGAGUGCCCACUGCGAUUCCAGAGAAAGCAAGCCCAAGGGUGUGGCUGUAUCUUGUACUUCUUACCCUUCAGUACGGAGCUCAGCCUUUGAUCUCCAAACGUUUCAUCAGGCGAGAGGUUAUUGUUACUUCAUCCGUCUUAGCAUGCGAGGUAGCAAAGGUUAUCUGUGCCCUAUUUCUCAUUGCAAGAGAAGGUGGUUUGAAGAAACUAUAUAAUGAAUGGACUUUAGUUGGCUCAUUGACGGCAUCAGGACUUCCAGCAGCAAUUUAUGCAUUGCAAAAUAGUUUGCUGCAGAUUUCUUACAAAAAUCUUGAUUCACUCACAUUCUCAAUGCUGAACCAAACAAAACUUUUCUUCACAGCAUUGUUUACAUAUAUAAUAUUGAGGCAGAAGCAAUCAACUCAACAAAUCGGGGCCCUUUUCUUGUUGAUAAUCGCAGCUGUUCUUCUAAGCAUUGGUGAAGGCUCUAGCAAAGGUUCUAGCGGUAGUAACCCCGACCAAAUUUUAUUUCAUGGAAUUGUUCCUGUCUUGGUUGCUUCUGUUCUCUCAGGUCUUGCGUCUGCUCUGUGUCAAUGGGCUUCUCAGGUGAAGAAACACACAUCAUACAUGAUGACUAUAGAAAUGUCUGUUGUGGGAAGCCUGUGCUUAUUGGCCAGCACCUAUAAGUCCCCAGAUGGAGAAGCUAUCAGACAGCAUGGAUUCUUUUAUGGUUGGACUCCACUAACUUUGAUUCCAGUUAUAUUUAAUGCUGUUGGUGGAAUUCUUGUUGGCCUGGUUACAUCCUAUGCUGGAGGCGUUCGAAAGGGGUUUGUCAUUGUUUCUGCACUUCUGGUGACAGCUUUGCUGCAAUUUAUAUUUGACGGGAAGCCACCUUCGUUUUAUUGCCUUCUGGCUCUCCCCCUUGUGAUCACUAGCAUUUCAAUAUAUCAGAAAUACCCUUACCGGGUCAAAAAGAAAGAAUCCUAAAUGUAAUCAUCACCAGAUUAGGGUAGAUCCCAGAUCUUCCCCCAAAUUGAUAUGGUUUUCAAUUGGUUUAACAUGUAUGCCUUCUUGCAGAAAGGAAAAGGGAAAAGGGUGGGGGGGAGGUACCAAGUUUUUUUAUGUGUACUCAUACCCACUAAUUCAGGAAUUUGAAACAAUUUUACCCUUUUUGUCAGCAUAUUCACCAGCAUUUGAUUUGGUUUAGGAGCCCCUGUAUGAACUCCACCAUAUAAGAUGAA